Messenger RNA from Nylanderia fulva, 645 nucleotides. It is a transcript of the gene mRpL23, whose product is annotated as mitochondrial ribosomal protein L23. The record is from RefSeq and is a predicted model, not a curated record. Gene Ontology annotation, biological process: mitochondrial translation. Gene Ontology annotation, molecular function: structural constituent of ribosome. Gene Ontology annotation, cellular component: ribosome; mitochondrial large ribosomal subunit. Lineage: Eukaryota; Metazoa; Arthropoda; Insecta; Hymenoptera; Formicidae.
UCAGGUUAGGUUAGGUCGCCUCGGGUUAGGUUAGGUUGCCUAACCUAACUUAAGAAAAUACUACUGUUGCCAGAGAGUCAUUCUUUAAUUCGAAUCUUUAUAGAUUUAUUUUAAAUAUUAUCGUGCAAUAAAACAUAAAAUGUCGACGCGAUGGUAUCCGCUAUACCAAAAAGGCGGUCCGCAAUUAAGAGUAUUUUUACCAAACUUCUGGAUGAAGCUGAUUAAGCCUACACACAUACAGCCUGCGAAUGUAGUGCAAUUUCAUUGCUCGAUGGAAAUGACUAAGUAUGAUGUAAAGAAUUACCUGGAGAAAAUUUAUGGUGUUGACAUCAUGGAAGUGAGAACGAGAAUAGCAUUGGGCAGGACAAAGAAGGAUCGGCUGCAUGGCGCUGUUAUUAAAGAAGAUGACAGAAAAAUAGCCUAUAUAGUAUUGCCGAAAGACCAAUCCUUUGUGUUUCCCGAUCUGUUCAAAGAUACAAAGAGUCAAGUUGAUGAGAAAACUGUAAACGAAUCUAAAAAGGAUUUCCAAGAUUAUAUAAAAGAUAAUAAAGCACCUGGAUUGCCUGGUUGGUUUAGAAUUUAGUAGAUAUAAUAGAUUUAAGGAUUUAUAAUCAUAAUAAAGUGUAUUUAUUCAUAUUCCUGAAA